AUGUCCUCCCCGGUCAACGAGAUGCUGCUGGACCCGGCGAUUUUGAUGACCAGCAAGAACCCGUCUCUUUCACAGCCGCCCAGCGUCAUCCCCAAGGGUGCUCGUUCUCGCAGGGCCAAGGCUAACGCUGCCAACGCUGCAAACGCUGCAAACAACAACAACAACACCAAAACCAAAACCACCAAUGGCGGCAACGGCAGUCGACCUCGCAAAGAGUCUGGUCCGCGUAACAAUUCUCGUCCUCGAAAUGGUUCUCAGUCAACGGGCAAUGAUCGCCCGAGGAACAACUCUCGCCCGCGAAACGAUUCAGGUCAGCGAAACGAUUCUCGCCCGCAAAAUGAUUCACGUCAGCGAAAUGAUUCUCGCCCGCGAAACGAUUCUCGUCCACGAAACGAUUCACGCCAGCGAAAUGAUUCUCGCCCGCAAACUGAUUCACGCCCCCGAAAUGGCCCUCGACAGCAGAUCAACAUUUCUCGUCCGCGUGUUAUCGACCCUCGCAUGCAAGCAGUCUUUCGCCCCUGGAACGCUGUCAAUGGAGGCUAUAAUCCCUUCUUCAACAAGCCAGGCAUGUCAAAUGAGUAUGUUUCGCGUGAAAUAAUGGACUACUACCAGCGAAACCGCCAGAGCAAUGACCAGUUCAAGAACAAGCAGACGUUGCGCCAAGCUCUGGAAAGCUUCCUCAAGACUGCCUACCCGGAACAUGCCAUUAACCUGUACAUGAUUGGCUCCUCGACCAAUGGAAUCGGCGACAACCCCUCCUCUGUCGACAUUUGUAUCAUGGCCUCCAAGGAAGUUCCCGAGGCAAAAAAGAAGACGGUUCAGGAAGUUGAAAAAGCGGAGUCCAACUCAGCUGAAGCUGAAAAGGCCGCUCAGAGCAGUGAUGAAACAACCGUCGAGGCCGCCAUCGACUCUGCCAUUGAAGCCGUCAUCGAGGAUGCUGCCAAAACUGCUGCCACUGUGGCUGCUAAGGCUAUUGUCGAAGAUGCUGAUGAGGCUGUUGAGGCCGUUGUCGUCGACGCGGCUGCUGCUACCACUGAAGCCGCCAAGGACACUGCUCCCGAGAACGCUGCCCCUGUUGCAGAGAAAGCUACUGGCGCCAGCUCUGAGGCGGCCGCCUCUGUUGAGAAGCCGAGCGAGCCGGAGCCCCUGCCCGAACUGACUCUGGCCAUGAUCGAGUCUGUGCUGCAGAACAAGCACUUUGCCAAGGACAUUGUUACCAUUCCGGCAAAGGUGCCCAUCAUCAAGUUCCGAGACGACAUUGCCAAAAUGGACAUCACCCUGAACCUGAACCAGGACGUCUCUAUUCGCAACACUCAGCUGAUUCGCGACUACGCCAAGGUCGACUGGCGCUUUCCUCACCUGGCGAUGAUCAUGAAGGAGUGGGCUCGUGAGAACCACGUCUGCAGCGCCAUCGACAAGACCAUCUCCAGCUACAGCUGGACCCUCAUGGUCAUUCACUACCUGCAGGUGUGCGACCCGCCGGUGUUGCCCUCGCUGCAGAAGCUCAUUCCCCGCCGCUACGACAGUCGCACCAGUGUGAAGCAGACGAUCACCAACUGGCGCCGCUACCCGAUCAAGUGGCACUCCAACAACACCAGCAACCUGCGCCAGCUGCUCAAAGGGCUCUUCCGCUACUAUGGCUACGUCUUUCGCUUCGACCAGAACGUCAUAUCGGUACGUGAGGGAAAGGUGCUCGACCGCGCCUCAAUGCCCGGUGCGGCAGCCGCCGCCGCUGCCGCCGCCGCCUCUGGCAGCGCCUGUGGUGGUCAGUGGGGCUCCUUCCUCGCCAUUGAGGAGCCCUUCAACCGCAGCAACACCACCCGCUCGGUACACGACAAGGAGCAGUUUCAGCGCAUCAUUGAACUCCUCCGCAUGUCCUCCAAUGCCCUGCGUGGUGUGCGCAUCUCCCUCUUCAAUGUCAUUGCAGAUGACAUUUACUUUCCCAUUAAGUACCACAAGUAA
Rhagoletis zephyria (snowberry fruit fly) is the source of this 1962-nucleotide messenger RNA. The record is from RefSeq and is a predicted model, not a curated record. Lineage: Eukaryota; Metazoa; Arthropoda; Insecta; Diptera; Tephritidae.